Molecule: messenger RNA, 1343 nt
Organism: Penicillium samsonianum
Lineage: Eukaryota; Fungi; Ascomycota; Eurotiomycetes; Eurotiales; Aspergillaceae
Product: Ran GTPase-binding protein YRB1
Exons: 4
Coding region: 123-881 (252 amino acids)
Biological process (GO): nucleocytoplasmic transport
Cellular component (GO): cytoplasm; nuclear pore
Molecular function (GO): GTPase activator activity
Source: RefSeq, a predicted model, not a curated record
CAUCGCCGCUUUCUCUGAUCAACAAACACUAUCUCUUACUGAAAUUCCACUCUAUCCCCCGUGGAUCUCUGCUAUCUCUCUUUUCAUCUUUUUAAACCGAUCCUCUUGAACCCAUAGUCAUCAUGUCUGACAUCACCGAGACUAAGCCCGACCCCGCCAUCUCUGCCUCCGAGACCAAGCCUGAGGAGACCACCACCGCCACCGGCGAGGGCGAGCAGUCUACCACUGAGGCCGUUGCCGAGACUGUCACUGAGACCGCUGAGAAGGCUGUCGAGACCACCAAGGAUGCCGCCGUGAAGACCUCUGACAGCAUGUUCUCCAUGUUCGGUGGCGGUCCCAAGAAGGAGAAGAAGGAGGAGGCUGAGGAGCCUACUGAUGAGCCCUCCGGUUCUUCCAAGGCCCAGAAGGCCACUGAGGAGGACGAAGUCGAGGAGUCCGCCGAUGUCCACUUCGAGCCCGUCAUUCGCCUGACCGAGAAGGUUGAGACUAAGACCAACGAAGAGCUUGAGGAGCAGUCCUUCAAGAUGCGCGCCAAGCUCUUCAAGUUCGACCGCGAGUCUAAGGAGUGGAAGGAGCGUGGUACCGGUGACGUCCGCCUGUUGAAGCACAAGGAGAACCAGAAGACCCGCCUCGUCAUGCGCCGCGAUAAGACCCUCAAGGUCUGCGCCAACCACUACAUCGUCCCCGACAUGAAGCUGAGCGCCAACGUCGGCAGUGACCGCAGCUGGGUCUGGAACGCCGCCGCCGAUGUCUCCGAGGGUGAGCCCGAGGCUCAGACCCUGGCCAUCCGUUUUGCCAACAGCGAGAACGCCAACGCCUUCAAGGAUGCUUUCGAGACCGCCCAGGUGGAGAACGAGAAGCUCUUCAACGCUGAAGAGUAAACAAGUCCUUUUCUCUCGUCUUGCUGACUCUUCGAGGAUGAGAUACCCAAUUAUUGUGUACUUGGCGUUCCAAGGCAUUUGGGUCCAUCGUCCCGGAGCUUGCUCGUGAAAAAUCACCACAAUUUCACCCCUUUCACACCGUUCCACCCAAUCAUCACCCCAAUCCAUCCCAUUCCCACCCCAUCCCCUACGACGCGACGAGCGAGGCAGCAGUUAUGAAGAUGCUCCUCGCAUAGCUAUUGCGAGCCAUGCAGUCUACGAAAUGGAGGGCAGUUCCCUAACGUCGGUGGUUCUUCGAAAGUAGAUAGACACUUCCCCAUCGAAUAUACCAGCACAUCACCCCAUACCCUGAAGAUAUCUGAAGAAAAACAAAACAAAGACAAAUAAAAGUAAUGAUGUGUAUGCCUAACAAGCGAGUGUAUGCCAAAAAAUAAUACCAGAUUAUACAUUUUUAAAAUCGAA